AUGGUUGUUGUAUUCAAUUUCGUUGGUUUUAUGUCAACAAACUGGAUAAUGUUUUCUGUAUCACGAUUUUUCAUAGGAUUUGGUGCAGGGGAUUUCAUCAGCGUUCAGCACUGCAUUUUAUCUGAAAUUAUGCUAGCAAAAUGGCGACCAUGGAUUACUGGCUUUCCUUCUUGGCCAAUCCAGGUCUGUGCUUUGGCAUUUAUAUCAUGGUUAAUAAAAGACUGGCGCUAUAUACAACUUUUCUGUUGUUUACUUGGGAUACCGUUCUUGUUCACUUGGUUCAUCAUACCAGAAAGCUUCCGUUGGUUUGUUGCCCAUGAUCGUCUUGCCGAUGCUAAAAACAUAAUAGAACGAUGGGCAAAGAUGAACCGAAAACCUGUUCCUGAGCUUGAUAACAUAAUGGUAUGUGACGAUUCAGAAACGAAAGAAUCAGAGAAAAAAUACACAUUCAUUCAUCUGUUCAAAUCGAAAGCUCUUACAAAAAUCACACUUUUGUUGGCAAUUAAUUGGCUGGCUUUGGGCAUGGUGUUUUACGCAAUUACGUUUGGAAUCCAAGCUCUCUCUGGAAAUAUUUACUUGAACUUGUUCCUGUUCAGUCUGGCGGGGAUACCCACUAAAGUUGUAGCCCUUUGGUUGCAAAACAGGUUGGGAAGGCGAAUUUCAAACGUGUUGUGCUUUAUUCUUGUUGCUGCCAGUGGCUUUAUUGUUGGAGUUGUACAGAGUAUAGAUGCAAGCAACAAGGAAAUACUUACAAACGUAUUUUCGAUUAUCGCUAGUGUGGGCAUCAACACUGCCUGGGGACCUGUACAGACUAUGACUAUUGAAGUGUAUCCAACCGUUGUCAGAAAUAUAGGAAUGGGUUCAAUGAAUGUCAUGGCACGUGUAGGCGCAAUUGUGGGACCUCAGCUUGUUUAUUUGAAUGCCCACGUGCCCGGAUUGAUGUACUAUGUGUGUGGAGUAAUAGGCGUUUUGUGCAUUCUCUCCCAGCUGUGUUUACCUGAAACAAAAGACUCGAACCUUUACGACAAAUUUAAAGUUUCGAAAGACAGUAGCUAGAAAAAUGUUUUGUAGAUAAGUCGGAUCAAGAGGGACAGUAUAUGAUAGAUCCUGGAAAAUACUAUUGUUCCAAUUAAUAAUGUUAAUUUGCUUUUACAAAGUGAUUGUUUUAUUACUUCCAAACAAUCAAUUUUGAUAUUUGGAGAUUUCUGGGAUAUAUCCAGUCAUAAUGUCUAGAAUUGGUGAUUUUAUCAAAAACAUAGAACAAAAAGUAUUAAAACUUAACUUCAAAAGACAGAAUAUGCGAACAUACUUACUCAAAAUAUUUCGUCUUUGUAAUACGGUAAACGUUUGAUUUUAAUGAAAUAGCAUGCUUAGUGAUACGCCAAAGAUGUGUACAUAAUUGUCAAGCAAUUUAUUGAGUUUAGAAGUCAACGAUUGAAUAUGAGGUAGCGUCAGUUGGUUCCGCAAUGUAGGGCUGUUAUUCCAGGUAGCCUUACAAGCUAAAGACAAAUGCUAAUUUCUCAUAUAAAUACCAUACGUAAAAAAGGCUAUAUUUUGUGAAGAAUUGUAUCUUAAAUUAUUAUCUCUUAAUUAUCGGAGCAAAGUAAACAAAAGGUAGAGCAAAUUGGCCCGUAUGGCACUCUAAGGAAAUACAGCCCAUUCUGUUACCUUUGGAAAUAUAGAGGAACAUUGCAGGGUUACUUUGAUGUAUUUACAAAAUCGAGAUUAUUGUGAUAUUUUAGAAGAAAUUAACUUGGAAAUAAAUUGUACCUCUAUUGCUCUUUAAUAAACUUUAACUAUUAAACAAAUAAACGCAAUAUAACCUAA
Molecule: messenger RNA, 1827 nt
Organism: Mercenaria mercenaria
Lineage: Eukaryota; Metazoa; Mollusca; Bivalvia; Venerida; Veneridae
Product: solute carrier family 22 member 4-like
Exons: 7
Coding region: 1-1056 (351 amino acids)
Biological process (GO): transmembrane transport
Cellular component (GO): membrane
Molecular function (GO): transmembrane transporter activity
Source: RefSeq, a predicted model, not a curated record